AUGGUUCAUCAAAAUGAAGCUGGGUUCCACAUAACUUGCAACCUGUCUUCAAAAUGUGGUGUUUCUUAUCGAACGUAUUCUGCUUACAAAUCACACAUUUAUCGCAAUCAUUCACAUGAACUUCAUUUAAAAAAAGAGAAAGCAGACAAUACCAAUAUGCUUGGUGUCAAUAAUAGUGAAGAAAUUAAUUAUGAUUCAAAUGUUAAUGCAAAUUUAUUGGGCAAUGAUGCCGAAGAAGAUUCAAUAGAUUUAUUACAAGAUGAUGAAGAAGAAACAAAUAAUGAUACAACAAAUUUAUUCAACUCGCCUGUUAAUCAGGAUGACGACCUCGUUACUAUUACAGAUAUUGAAAAAUCAUAUGCUUCGUUUAUUUUACAACUGCGUGAAGAAUUCUUUUUGCCGAAAAGCACCACCAAUUCGAUUUCUAGUUAUAUUGCAACACUUAUAACUCAUUUACAAUGUUUAAUUAAACAAAAAACUAUGAUACACGAUGCUCGUCAUAGUUCUGAAGCAUCAUCAUCUCAAGCAGUGAAUACAUCGUCUAACAAGAUUGUGGAAUUAGAAGUAGUAAACAAUACUAUGAAUGAAGUACGUCAUUCAAUUGAACGCAUUACUCGAAAUGAAUAUCAAUUUGUUAACUACUGCAAAGAAUAUUUUAACUAUGAUCCACCAGAAGAAAUUAUUGUAUCAGCUCCCAAUGAACGAUUGGAAUGCGGAUAUUAUAUUCCUAUUGAUAAAACAUUAUCUUCGAUUUUUAAUACUCAACAUACUCUUGUUCAAGUCGUUGAUAAUAUAAAACAACAACAAGAAGCGACUGCUAUCGAUAAUGAUUUAAUGUUCUCUUUUCGUGAUGGAAGUUAUGGUGCACGAAUCGAUGACAACAGCUUGCUUAUACAAUUAUAUGCUGAUGAUAUCGGAUUAACAAAUCCUAUUGGUGCUAAGAAAGAUCAACAUAAAAUGUUUAUGGUAUAUUUCUCUUUGGAAGAUGUUCCCGAUCAAUAUCAUUCACGAUUAGAUGGUAUUAAUUUAGUUGCACUGUGUAACAGUCGAAUUUUGAAGAAUAUCACAAAAGCAAGAAGAUUUUUUGAACCAAUAAUCGAAAAUCUCAACCAAUUGCAAUCACAAGGAAUAUGUAUUAACGGCAAUAAACUCAAAUUCUCGUUUUCAACAAUGAUAGCGGAUAAUUUGGCUGCUCAUAUGAUCGGUGGCUUUCAAUCUUCGUUCAGCAAUGGAUAUUUUUGUCGCCGUUGUUAUACAUCGUAUGCUGAUAGAAAUUUACCAAUAUUAAUGGCAACAGCUGUUGGCAGAACCUGUAUUGAUCACGAUGAUUUAGUUCAACAAGUUACAGCAGAUCCACAAAAGUCUCCUUUAAUGGGCAUUGUUGGUAAGAGUCUUCUAUAUGAUCUUGUUGGCUUUCAUUCGACCACGUCUUUACCUGGCGAUUUGAUGCAUGAUUUCCUCGAAGGCAUUUGUCCGAUUGUUAUUAUGGCCUUAUUAAAAGAAGCGUCGUCCUUGCGUUUAUUGACUUAUGCUCGCAUUCAAGAACUAACGGAAACAUUUCCAUAUGGACAUUUUGAUACAAGUGAUCGGCCGCCUCCUAUUCAAGUGAAACAUUUACAGAACGAUCGAAUUUCUGCCACAGCAUCACAAAAACUUUGCAUUUUUCGCCUUUUCCCAUUUAUCUUUUAUAGUAUUAUUGAUAAAAUACCAUCCAUCAUUGUCUAUAAACAAUUACGUGAAAUACUCGAUCUUGUUUUAUCAACACCAUUCAGAAAAGAAUGGCUACCAAUUCUGCGUGAUCUAUGUAUUGCAUUUCAACAAUCAAUGCUUAUUCAUUUUCCUACGAAGAUGGUGCCAAAGUGUCACUUUGUUUUGGAAUAUGAUCAAAUAAUAAAAGAUUAUGGUCCAGCAAGAAAAAAUUGGUGUAUGCGAUACGAGGCUUACCAUUCUUAUUUUAAACGAAUUGCAUUGAGAUCAAAUAAUUUCAAGAACGUACCGAAAAUGCUGGCCUCACGGUAUCAAAUGAAACAAUCAUACAGAUUAUCAAGAAUGGCAUUAUUCAAAACCUUUGAUCAAGCUAUUGGAAUAAAAAAUGUUAAAAAUAAUCAUUUCAAUAAUCAAUUGAAGCAGAUUUUAAUCGAUCAUUUUGGUAUUAUUGACAUUGCUAAAGAUCUUAUUCAAUGUAAUAAAUAUUACCAUGAAAAUGUUGAAUAUUAUCGUUUUGGUGUUUAUGUGGUAGAUUUUUUGAAUAAUAAUGAAGCGCCAGGAUUUAUUCACGUGGUAAACAUUAUUAAAAAGGACCAAAAGUGGUGGCUCUUGGUUGAUAUAUUGCAAACUAUUUCUUACAAUGAUAUGUUAUGCGCAUGGGAAAUUAAAUCAACAGAUAAUUAUUCGAUACUGGAUCCUCAUCAUCUGAAAUAUUAUGCUAAAGGACUUGACAUUUAUGAGUUGAAUAACUCAAGCUUUGUUUCUUUUAAUGCACAACUUGAAAUCGAUGGUGAAACUCUUGCAUUGAUGGACAGCAUCGAUAAAGCAACAACUUUAUUUCCAAAUAUUGAUUCAUCAUCAAUUACUUCAACCAAUUUCAGCUCAUCUUCUUCCUCUAUCAAACCAGCAGCUAAUUGUUCAACAGAUGAUUAUAUGGAUGAUCGAGUAUUCGAAGAAAGUUCAGUCAAACAAAAAUCGAACAUAUUAUUUCCCAUCGAAUAUAUAAUACCAGCAUUACCAGAUUCUUUACUUCAGGAUAUUGAAGCAGCAGCUAAUUGUUCAACAGAUGAUUAUAUGGAUGAUCGAGUAUUCGAAGAAAGUUCAGUCAAACAAAAAUCGAACAUAUUAUUUCCCAUCGAAUAUAUAAUACCAGCAUUACCAGAUUCUUUACUUCAGGAUAUUGAAGCAGAGCUUGAAAUUGAUGGUGAAACUCUUGCAUUGAUGGACAGCAUCGAUAAAACAACAACGUUAUUUCCAAAGUUAAAGCAACAAUUGCUGUUUUUAAGUGAACGAGAAAAACUGCUUAAAGUUCAAAAAACCGAUUUAAUUUCAAGUAUUGAUUCAUCAUCAAUUACUUCAACCAAUUUCAGCUCAUCUUCUUCCUCUAUCAAACCAGCAGCUAAUUGUUCAACAGAUGAUUAUAUGGAUGAUCGAGUAUUCGAAGAAAGUUCAGUCAAACAAAAAUCGAACAUAUUAUUUCCCAUCGAAUAUAUAAUACCAGCAUUACCAGAUUCUUUACUUCAGGAUAUUGAAGCAGGCGCACUACAUAAAUUCGGACCACACCAUACUAAUCGUCAAGUACUUGUUGAUAUUGUUACACAUGAUUUGAUAAACCAAUACGAUCUUUUUUAUCCAACUCAUAAACAAUUCGAUCUUAUUGGUACAGCCAUUAUUCGUCAAUUGAAGUUGCCAAUGACAAGAGAUAAUAUUGCUAUUUGGAAAGAUGCCGUUCAAACUAAAUUAAAACGAAAACGACUUCAGCAUCGAGAUCAUGUUGACGUGAAACAUCAUCAAUCCAAGUAUUCAAAAAAUGGCUCAGGUCGUCCGGUGAAAAGAAUGAUUGGCGAAGUUGCUCAACGUGAUCGACAAAAACAACUUAUGCUUUUAAACUACGAUGCUGAUACAUUUAAUGAUCUUCAAUUAAAAUCUAAAUCAUUAAAAGAUAAUUCUCAAAUUGAGUUUAAUAGUCUACUAAAUUUAUGGAAAGAAACUGUUUACGUUCGACGAAAAGCAAUACGUGAUCGACCUACAUCAGAAAUUCUUGAAGGAUUUCCUGGAUAUAAAGAUCCUGUUUUGAUUUUUGAAGAAGUCAAAAUAAGUAUGGGAGUGGAUUUACGUGUUGUCGUACGGCGGCAAAUACCAAUUUUACUUCAAAAAAUGAUUACAACGCCUGCGUUUAUUACAGAUUCUCCACCGAUUCAGCUUAUCCGAGUGCUUUGUCGACAAUUUGAAGAGACUGUUCAUCAUACGUACUGUAACACAACACCAUCGACACCAUAUCCAACAUUAGUUUUUGUCGAUCAUAUUAUCCAUGUUUAUGUGGAUUUUAUACCAAUUGUCUCAACAACAUCACCCGAUGAUGCAUUAGCACUUUUACUAGCAAUGUAUGCUAUAUUUGAAUUGAAUUUUCAUAAAAACAGUCGUUCAAUACGUUUACUAUAUGCAAUUGUUUUCGCUGAUAAACGCUUUUUAUCGAAUACAAUUCGUGACGUGAUACAAGAGAAACAAAUUGAUAUUUAUAGUGAAUUAAAUCGACAACAAUUGACUGAAAUCAACUCGAUUACCAAUAACCUCGUAACAGAGUCCUCCACAACUGAACAACCCCAUUGUUACAACGACAAUAAGUCGAGCGUAAACAUGGUCAUUAAUGCGACAGAAAUUCUCAACAACAACGAAAAUGCAACUUCAGCAUCAUUUGAUUCUCCUGCACCAAUAGUAAAGGGACGAAAACGACCACAAAAAUUGCCAAAAACGCUCACCACGGAAAAACCAAUGCCCAUUGAUCAUGAUAGCGAUCAUGAGAAUCAAAAUGAUUGUAGUUCCUCAAUGAGCAAGAAAUUACAACGUGUUGAUAAGCAUUCAAGCAAGAAAAAACGUCGUUAUUAA
Messenger RNA from Rotaria socialis, 4593 nucleotides. NCBI's taxonomy places the organism in Eukaryota, Metazoa, Rotifera, Eurotatoria, Philodinida, Philodinidae. The record is from the annotation of a GenBank genome assembly.